GGGGGAAGAUGCAAAGCAGAAACAUGCUAGUCAAAUGCUUUAUAGCUAUUUAUUGCUUUUCUUUUGUUAAUAGUGAUGGACCAGUUCGGAGUAUGACCACAUUCUUUAACCCUGGUUGUGAGACACAGAAAUGUCCAGAAUGCAGUCCUGGUCUUGCUUAUAUUGUGUCCAAGGGAGAUAAUGACAUUCUGCACUAUAUAAUAUCAGCGAUAGGAGGCCCACCUUCUGCAUUAGUUAUUCAGACUAACAAACCAAAAGGCAAAUAUCAGCUUCAAAUUGACUGUAGAAAGAUUGCAUCUAAGAAUGAAACAGAGAGAAGGGAGGCUAUAAUCAAACCAGAUGGUGUAAAAGAGAUAUACUCAUUUGGAGUUGUGUUUACGAGGCUGUUCCAGUACAAUGACACAGCUGACAAAGCUGAUAUAAAUUACUACAACGUCAACAGUACUGCAUGGAGAGUGUAUGACUUUGACGUGUUUGAGUGGCAGGACUUAUCAAUGUGGUCAUCCAAUGAUUUCAUAGUGAUGAAGGUCAAAAAUAGUGGAGAGGUGAUAGACCGGGCUUUAUACAAUGGAUCUUUAGUACUACAGUUUCACUUGUUUGAUCACAGUGACAGAUCUACAGAGUUACCCCAUCUUCAGUAUGAUGCUGAGUCCACCCAGAUUGAUUUUACUCUCCAGGACAUAGACACAGGAAACUCCUCCUCAGCUAGGUGGGGUCUAGAGACAGUUCUUUUAGGGCAAGACUCUGCAGUCACACCCAUGUCCAUUGUCACUAAGAAGUCUGUAGAUGAUGAGUACACCCCUGGAGUCUUUCAGGUAUCUAACUGGUUAACUCGGCCAAGAAAUGAAGACAAUGGAGGCUAUUUACAGUGGAAGCCUGUUUGUUACUUAAAGUCUGCCCGGGCUCGCUCAGUAGCUACUAAAGUUGAAACUACUGGACUCUCAUCUACUGAAUAUAUAGAUAGUUUUCUGAACAGCAGUAUUUUAUAUUCAUAUUUCUCUGAUAUUCAGAUAAUAUCAAGAUAUGCAACAAAUUUCACAUUUGGUCUGGAAAAAGAUGGUGGAUUUACUAAAACUAAUUAUACUUCCUGGACUGCUCAGCUUGGCUAUGGUGCCCCUCCCAUGGACAAAGUUUCCUCCCUCGUGGUGGGGGUGAUAUCAGCGGGGUUAGGUAUACCUGUCGUCAUCAUCAUGUUUGGGGGACUAUUUGUGGUCAUCAAAAAGAAGACUUCCAAGGGAGAGUAUACUGAUCUAGACAGUGAUCAAUCUACAAUACAGUGAGAGAAAAGACAAAGUAUUCAAGACUUGCUUCCAAAUUUCUAAAAUACUCCUGACCAAGAGAAUUUUUGGUGCUCAGAUGAAAGAGUGGAAAAAUUUUCAAAAGUCAUGAUUCAUUUUUAUCAACAUGUGAGUUUUGUUUGAAAGGCCAUUUAAUAGAAUACUCGAAGAGAGCUGAUUGUUUUUCAUUACCAUGACCACUACUAUUUCAUUCUUAGCUCUCUUUGCAUUACGCAUCUGUGCAGGGGGGAUGUGCCUAUUUAAGGAUAAAUAACACAAACAAACUUUUUUCCAGAAAUUAGCUAUAUUUCUCAUAGAUUUAUAUUUAAAUAGGUAACCUAAAUAAUGUUUGCCAGGUAAAAAGGGAGAAUUUUGCAAGAUAUUUUCACAAUGUUUAAAAUGUGUGCAAAAUUGUGUAUAGAAUUACAUAGAAAAUGACACAAAAUCACAUAUUUCAGCACCAAAGAAAACAUACAAUUUCUUUAAUUUUAAGGGAUUUAUUUAAUAUGUCAUUUUUAUUCCAAAUCAGUCAAAAAAUUAUAUUUAGCCAUGCAUCCAAAUUUUUUGUGUCUUGUAUCCUUAAGUGGACAUAAAAUGCAGUUUAUUUUUCAUGAGAGCAAGACUUCAGACAUGUUGUAGAUUAGUAGCUACAUGUACUUGUAAGAAAAAAGAAUUCUCUUAUAUAAAUGCAGAUUAUAUUUGUUCUUAUUUGAAUCCUGUAUUUAUUAGUUUUUUCACAUAUACAAAAAUGAUUUUGAGAAUAUAAUUAUAUAAUGUUGAUGUUUGUGAAAUUGCUUUAUGAAGAAAUUUGUCUCGUUUAUUCCUGCUGAAAUAUACAGUUAUUUGAACAUGUGUAAACAUGUCACUUACCGGGGGUAUUAAUUAUUAUAUGUUCCUACAUGACGAAUCUCCAAUAAAUGCAUAUUUCUCUUUGAAUAUUUAUUGAAAAUAACAAGUUUUCUUUUAAUUGAAUUAAUAUUUUGCUUUCAGGAAUAUAAAGAAUAUUAAAUAUAUACAAUGUUCACACAUAUAUAUUAUGAUAUGAACAAUUAGAUUUUAAUUACAUGUACAUGUAUUACAUGUAUAUGUUGAUAGCGACACAUCCCUUUUGUUUUGGUGCCAUAUACAGUCAAAUCUUGCUAUCUCGAACUCGAUAGGACUGAGAAAAAACUUUGAGAUAUCCAAAGGAUUCAAGAUGUCAAGGGUAAAAUACUUAGAGAAUAAGUGGUUGGGGACUUCCAGAUCACUUCAACACAUCCAUGGUAUUAGAGAUAUCAGUGUUCGAGAUACCAAAGUUCAACUGUACAUAUACAUGUAUAUAUUUUUUAUAAUUCUCUGAAAAAUUUAACACUUCAUUUAUUUGUUUAAUUCUACUCAUCACAUGUUGUUUUAAUAUAUGCAGUUAUUACUGGGUAUGUACUUCUUAAUUUUUUUUUAUCUUUGUACAUUCAAUUGUAGUAAGUUUUAGUUAGAUAUUUAGAUUUAGGAGAUGAAAGUGGUGCUGUAAAUUGUGAUAUGUAAAAGGAUGGAGACAUAACAUUCCAAUCUCUAGUUUCAUCAGUAUAAGUUUUGUGUUUUUCAGUAAUUGGAUCAACAAAUUCCUGAGUUUACAAAUGUCUUGCUUUAUGAAAUUCUGUACAUCUGUAUUAUGAGCAUGAUAAGAUAAGUUGAUCCCGAAUGUCCAUGAUUCCUCCAUUACUUUGUCUGAGUGAGUUGUGUCUUUAAUAUGUCAACACUAGAACUCAAGUUAAUCAGGUCAGCUGAUACACAGAGAUGUUUCCCUGAUAUUCUAGUAUCAAUGUUCAGAACUUUGAUGUUCAGUUAUAUACAUGUUGCGAAUAAAAGAACUUAAGAUUCUCUA
Messenger RNA from Saccostrea echinata, 3138 nucleotides. RefSeq names its product glycosylated lysosomal membrane protein-like. The record is from RefSeq and is a predicted model, not a curated record. The transcript has 6 exons. Bases 9 to 1280 code for a protein of 423 amino acids. NCBI's taxonomy places the organism in Eukaryota, Metazoa, Mollusca, Bivalvia, Ostreida, Ostreidae. Gene Ontology annotation, cellular component: lysosome.